AUGACUGAAAUCUACAGAACUAUCUCAACCGGACGUGGCGACGACGUUUCCCCGACUAAAUGCCGUGAACGUCGGAGGAGGAGGAUCGAGAUGCGGCGGCAAGCGGCGGUUUUCGGCGAUCCUAGUUCGUCUUCGUCAUCGACGACUAGGAAUCGUGAUCGGCCUGACAUGGAAGUUUACUCAAGUUUUGACGUUCCGUUGAAGAAACAAGCUCGGAGGUCGGAGAUCGGUGGUCUUCCGACGGAUAUCGGAGGUUUCUUCACGUCUCCGACUCCUUCUUCCCACCAUAAAUUGGAAACGCCGGUGACGUGGAAGGGAGAAGAAACAGAGGAUGAGCCGUUGUACGGAUUUGUUUCGGUUAUGGGAAGAUCUCGUAAGAUGGAAGAUUCGGUUACUGUUAAACCGAGUUUGUGUAAACCGGAAAUUAACCAGAAUAGACCGGUUCAUUUCUUCGGUGUCUACGAUGGCCAUGGCGGUUCUCAGGUGUCAACAUUGUGCAGCACGACGAUGCACACGUUAGUUAAGGAGGAACUAGAGCAAAGGCUCGAAGAGGAGGAAGCAGGUAGCGAAGAUAACGUCUUGGAGAAGUUAUGGCGACGAGUGAUGAAUAGGAGUUUCAAGAGGAUGGAUGAGAUGGCAACGAGGACAUGUGUGUGUGGGACUAGUGUACCUUUGUGUAACUGCGAUCCUAGGGAAGCUGCGAUUUCGGGUUCUACAGCUGUUGCGGCCGUUCUAACGCAAGAUCAUAUCGUUGUAGCCAAUACUGGUGACUCACGUGCGGUGUUGUGUCGAAAUGGGAUGGCUAUUCCUCUGAGCAACGAUCACAAGCCGGAUAGACCAGACGAGCGUGCGAGGAUCGAAGCAGCUGGUGGUCGAGUUUUAGUAGUGGAUGGAGCUAGAGUUGAAGGAAUUCUAGCCACGUCAAGGGCCAUAGGGGAUAGGUAUCUAAAACCAAUGGUAGCAUGGGAACCAGAAGUGACAUUCAUGAGAAGGGAAACUGGAGAUGAAUGCUUAAUAUUAGCAAGCGACGGGCUUUGGGAUGUGCUUUCAAGUCAGCUAGCAUGUGAAAUAGCUAGGUUCUGUCUCCGCGAAGAAGCUUCCUCGAGCCUAGACUUGAACAGAAUGGCUCAAGAUGACGAUAGUGGUGGAGAAGAGAAUCCUUCAAGGAGUGUAUUAGCUGCAACGUUGCUUACGCGGUUGGCUUUGGGUCGACAAAGCAGUGACAAUAUAAGUGUGAUUGUCAUUGAUCUCAAGAAUAGUUCUUGACAAAACGGGUUUUUAGGUGGUGGUUGUGAUUAAAACGUUAAAGCCGAGAGAGAAUAAGAUGUGGAUAUAGCGAUGAGCCUUGAUUAGCUUUAGGGUUUAGCGCUUUGUCUCUUUGUUUUUGUUAUGAUUGGGGUUAUACUUGCCAAUACAUUAACAACGGCCAAUGUGAAAAGAAAAAUGAGGAGUUCGGACAUGGGCUCGAAAAGUUUAUUUGGUUAUUUUG
This is a messenger RNA of Capsella rubella, 1489 nucleotides long. Its product is annotated as probable protein phosphatase 2C 75. The transcript has 4 exons. Gene Ontology annotation, biological process: protein dephosphorylation. Gene Ontology annotation, molecular function: cation binding; protein serine/threonine phosphatase activity. Gene Ontology annotation, cellular component: nucleus; cytosol. The record is from RefSeq and is a predicted model, not a curated record. Bases 1 to 1266 code for a protein of 421 amino acids. Lineage: Eukaryota; Viridiplantae; Streptophyta; Magnoliopsida; Brassicales; Brassicaceae.